GUGACUUUUAGUUGCUGUUCGAUAUUCAUUCUGUAUGGUUGCAUUAACCGGCAAAACGCAGUGUAUUAUUUCCUAAUUAACAAAAAUAUAUUUACAAAACAAUACAGAAAUAAAAUUAAAUUAUCAUAACAAUCGCGUCACGCUGUCUCGUAAAUACAUAUGUGUAAAAGUGUAAUAAACUAAUAAAUUCAUAUUUUUAAUGCCAAUUAACGGUUUGCAUAAUUCAAUUGCUGUUAUUGCACGUAUAAUACUAAUAUGCGCUAAUGUGAGUGUGCGGCAGUGUUGUUUGCCGUUUGUGCUGUUCUAAGACCAAACAAUUUUCGCGGGAAACAUAUAUGCAGUAUUGUGUGUUUAUUUACUAUUUUUCGAAUUGAAAUAUCUUUAUUAUACUGUUCGGAGAUAAGGCCGCUACACAUCAGCAUGUCAGAAAGAAAAUGAAAUUUCAUAUCUUUAAAUUCACUUUCAUUUGAGUUACGCGCGUGACGCAUUAUUUUAGCGGACGUCGGCCAAACUGUUGCGGUUGCAGGAAGGUGACCAUAAAAAAUAUUUCUUUACACAAACUUACAUUAGAAUAUUGCAAAAAUAAACACCCAUACAUAUACAAAACACAUAAAGAUACGCCGUGCAUUAAGUCUAAUUAAGGCAGCACACCUUUUAGUCAAUAAAGGAAAGCCGAGUGAAGAAGAAGAAGAAGAAGAAGAAUAAGGAAGAAGGAGGAGAAGAAGAAGAAGCAAAAGCAGUUGCAGCUGAUAGUUGAAAUGAUCAAAUAGAAUUGCGACGGCAAAACAGUAGGAAAAACAAAAACGACAACAAUGCGUAUAAUAAUCGUUAAAUUUGCUGAGCAAAUGACUGCCACGCUUCACAACAAGAACAGCAACAACAUAAACAGAAAUUACCAUCAAUAAACUUAACGGCUAAGUCAACAAGGUCAAUAACAACAGCAAAAAUUGCAGCAAACACAACAACACAUUGAGUUAAUAAUACCAACUAAUUGCCGACAGACGCACGAUAGUUGAGCAACAAUAAUAACAACAACAGCAACACCGUUCAAAACAGCUAACACAGCGCUUGUGGUAAGCAUUGGCGGCCAUUGGCGACGCCAACGACCAACAUAUAGCCAACACAUCAGCAUUAAAUAGCAACACACACACACACACACACACACACACACACAGACACAUACAGACUGCAUAGCGAUGUCCUUAGCAGAUGCGCGAGCAUUUGUAGAAAGUCUAGAUGAUACCGACGCUUCGACGCUCAAUAUCGAAAAUAUGAUUGCCAAUUUCUCAACGGAAAUGUUGCGUUUGGCCGCCAAAGAGGUCCUUGCGGAGAGUGCGCCAGCACCUGGCGGUGUGACGAUAUAUGUGAACCAAACGCUGAAGGAGCUUUGCGAACGAAGUGGGAAUCAAAAGUCGAUGCUCAAAUCACUAGCGCCCGCCUUAAGCUGCCCGCCCUCCUUUGACGCUGUGCUUUGUUGGCCAGAAACACCGGCAAAUACAACGGCGACACAGCCAUGUUUUUCGGAAUUCAAAGGGAUCCAAUACAACACCAAAGAGAACGUAACCCGUCAAUGUUUUGCGGAUGGUACUUGGGCCAAUUACACGGAGUAUAUGCGAUGUCAGCCGGCGACUAUGCUGCCACCACAGCUGGCUGAUCUCUCGCCAACAAUCGAAUUAUCAUCCUACAUAUAUUUCAUUGGAUAUUUCGUCAGCUUGACGUCGCUCAUUUUGGCACUGAUCGUUUUCUAUUUUUUCAAAGACUUGAAAUGCCUGCGCAACACUAUACAUGCGAAUUUAUUUCUCACAUAUAUACUUGCGGGCCUAUUAUGGAUACUAACCUUCUGGCUGCAUGUGAUGACUGAGCAUCCCAGUGAGGCUGGCUGUAUUACCUUGGUCAUGAUGUCUCACUAUUUCAAUUUAACAAACUUUUUCUGGAUGCUAGUGGAAGGUCUUUAUCUCUACACUCUGGUGGUGCAAACAUUUUCCAGUGAUAAAAUUCGUUUUAUAAUAUAUGCGUGCAUCGGUUGGGGAUGUCCCGCUGCUAUAAUAUUUGUUUGGUCAAUAGCGAAAAUCUUCGCCACCUCAUUGGAAAAGGAACAUUUUAAUGGUUUUCUCAUUCAGUGCUCGUGGAUUAGGGAAUCUCACAUUGAUUGGAUAUUCCAAGGACCCACCUGUCUAGUAUUAAUACUCAAUUUAAUAUUUCUCAUACGCAUUAUGUGGGUACUCAUCACCAAAUUACGCUCAGCCAAUACGUUGGAGACACGCCAAUAUCGUAAGGCGGCCAAAGCUUUACUUGUGCUCAUACCGUUAUUUGGUGUGACAUAUCUCAUCAUCUUUUUCGUUCCCGGCGGUGAAGGGAUAACACAAUAUGUUUUUGAAAAUCUGCGUAUCUUCCUCAUAAGCACACAGGGUUUCUUCGUAUCGUUGUUCUUCUGCUUUCUGAAUUCGGAAGUGCGCCAAGCUUUGCGACACCGAUUUAUGCGUUGGCGGGAUAAUCGUAAUUUACGAAAUCGCAAUCGUAGUAAUAUCUUUCAGGCAACGGCUAUCGAAGGACUACUCACAUCGUUCAAGAACGGAAAGUUUACGACUAACCUCCACUAGUCCCGUACCAAAUGGAUUCAGUCAUGAAUAAUCUCCAGCCACCAGUGGGAAGAAUUGCCUAGAAGUGAUAAAUAGACUAUUUAUGAAAGAAAAACGUUUAGUAAUCCCUGCAUAGUUUCGAAGCACACUGCUGAAAUGACUAUUGUUUUUCUAUUAGUGAAUCCGUGUUGUAACGGUAUUGUCACAUCUGCUAUGUGACAUUGGCAAUCAAUAUAACUGCGUGCAUACCAUUAUUAUUUGCUGAGAUUCUUUUAAUAUUAAUUUAAUUUAUUGAUAUUCUUUGAUUACAAUCGAUGUAUUAUUGUGUAUUUGUACAUAAUGUACAUACCUAUGUAUUUAUUUAUAAGUUAAUAGUUUUAUUUGUAAAUAUAUGU
Molecule: messenger RNA, 2974 nt
Organism: Ceratitis capitata (Mediterranean fruit fly)
Lineage: Eukaryota; Metazoa; Arthropoda; Insecta; Diptera; Tephritidae
Gene: Dh44-R2
Product: diuretic hormone receptor
Exons: 13
Coding region: 1197-2600 (467 amino acids)
Biological process (GO): cell surface receptor signaling pathway; adenylate cyclase-modulating G protein-coupled receptor signaling pathway
Cellular component (GO): plasma membrane
Molecular function (GO): diuretic hormone receptor activity; peptide hormone binding; G protein-coupled peptide receptor activity
Source: RefSeq, a predicted model, not a curated record